AUGUUCCAAGAAGCUGGGAGAACUACAACGGAAGGUGGUAUAGGAAACACUCCACUGGAAACCACAGUAGGGAAGUUAUCGCAGACCAUCCAAGAAUUGGUUGCUAAGUUCACCAUCUUAGAAUCCGCACCUAGAAAAAGGAAUGAAAUAAGUAAUGGAGCCUGUUUUACCUGCGGAAGGAAGGGACACUAUGUGAAAGACUGCCCAACAGCAAGGAAAAACAUAAACUUUCGAAACAAUAGGGAUGAACAACCGUCUAGACAAACCGAUGCACAAAAUCCUCAGACCCACAGAGAUAAGCAACCAGCAACACAAACAGAAGCCCGUUUUGGAGAAUUAAUAAGUAACGAAGGAGAGGAGAAAGCAUUUAUAGGAGUAAAUCAAUACCAGCCCUACAAUACCCGAAACCAAAACAAUACCAAACGCGAUCAAGAAGCCCCUAGGAACGAGAAAAAUGAAGUCAUCCAACCCAGGGUGGUGAUAGAAACAACAGAUGUGGAAGAACUACCAACGCCAACUGAUAAACUGGAAGAAAUCACAAUCGAAGAUAAGAUUAAUAGCAUAGAGGUUAGCAACGAAGUGAAGAGCGAGCAAAAAAGAAGAAUACAAAAUCUGCUAUUGCAAAGGAAGGAUUU
Molecule: messenger RNA, 635 nt
Organism: Acaulospora morrowiae
Lineage: Eukaryota; Fungi; Glomeromycota; Glomeromycetes; Diversisporales; Acaulosporaceae
Source: the annotation of a GenBank genome assembly